Messenger RNA from Argentina anserina (silverweed cinquefoil), 1530 nucleotides. RefSeq lists its product as uncharacterized. The record is from RefSeq and is a predicted model, not a curated record. The transcript is spliced from 3 exons. The coding region runs from base 105 to 1427 and encodes 440 amino acids. Gene Ontology annotation, cellular component: membrane. NCBI's taxonomy places the organism in Eukaryota, Viridiplantae, Streptophyta, Magnoliopsida, Rosales, Rosaceae. Gene Ontology annotation, molecular function: metalloendopeptidase activity.
UCUCGAGAUCUCUAAACUCUUUAAACCAGUUAAACCCAAAGAAUCUCAUUCUCGUCUUCCAAACCUUAAAAAAUUACAGAAACUCGAGACCUUCUGUCCCAAUCAUGGCCAACUACAGACGAGCCAAGCUCGCCGUCGACGCCUUCCGCGGCUUCACAUCAACAACUCUAACCAAACCAGACCCCAUCUCCAGACUCUUCUCCACAAAGCCUCCAUCUUUGCCCUCAAACCCACCUAAGCUUCCUGGGUUCUCCCCCCCUCAUUCCAUCUCACACAACCCAAUUCCCCGAAUCCAAAUCAACCCACUUCUCGCCAAGAGAUAUUACCACGUCGACCGCCGCCAAGUGCAGCAUUUCCGGCGGAGGGGCCCGCACCGGUGGGCCGACUGGUUCAAAGACCCUAGGAGAGCGUUGGUAACUAUAGUAGUGGGUGGUGGGGUGUUUAUAACUGUGUACUUUGGGAGCAUAGAGACUGUGCCUUAUACUAAGCGCAGGCAUUUUGUGAUUCUGUCGUCAAAUAUGGAGAGACAGUUGGGAGAGAAGCAGUUUGAGGAGAUGAAAGCUGGUUUCAAGGGGAAGAUUCUGCCUGCGAUUCAUCCGGAAAGCGUGAGGGUUAGGAUGAUUAGUAAUGAGAUUAUUGAUGCAUUGAAGAGAGGGUUGAGGCAUGAUAAGGGGUGGAGUGACAUUGGUUAUGCAUCAGAGGAGUUUGACCCGAAGUUCGAGGGGAAGGGGAGUGAGGCAAUGCAGAUGUUGAUGGAGGGGGAGGAGGGGAAGGUGGAGGGGAAGUGGUCGAGGGAGGAUGAGAUACUUGAUGAUAAGUGGAUUGAGAGUUGUAGGAAGAAGGGUCAGGAGAGUGGUGCUAAGGACGCCACUUCGCAUUUGGUUGAUUUGAAUUGGGAGGUUUUGGUGGUGGAUCAGCCGAUUGUCAAUGCGGUUUGCUUGCCCGGUGGGAAGAUUGUGGUGUUUACAGGGCUGCUCAAGCAUUUUAGGAGUGAUGCCGAGAUUGCUACGAUCAUUGGCCAUGAGGUUGGGCAUGCUGUGGCUCGACACUCUGCAGAAGGCAUCACAAAGAACCUGUGGUUUGGAAUCCUGUCACUGAUUCUGUAUCAGCUCAUUUCACCUGAUGUUGUCAACCCAUUAUCCAAUCUUUUGUUGAAGCUUCCUUUUUCCCGAAGGAUGGAAUUGGAAGCGGAUCACAUUGGGCUGUUGUUGAUUGCUUCUGCUGGUUAUGAUCCAAGAGUGGCUCCGACUGUGUACGCAAAGUUGGGCAAAAUCUCUGGUGCAAAUUCUGCUAUGAUGGAUUAUCUUGCUACUCAUCCAUCCGGGAAUAAGAGAGCUGAAUUGCUGGCUCGAGCUCACAUCAUGGAAGAGGCACUAGCUAUAUAUCGCGACGCAAGAGCAGGACGAGGGGCUGAAGGGUUUCUUUAGGUCAAUUCUAUUCGUUUUUAUUUUCGUCAAACUUAUUUAUUUAUUCAUGAUUGUGUAUUAGGAAUAUGACAAAUACGAAAUGAAUAGAUAGACACUGAACAAG